This is a messenger RNA of Cydia amplana, 1555 nucleotides long. RefSeq lists its product as uncharacterized. The record is from RefSeq and is a predicted model, not a curated record. The coding region runs from base 20 to 1555 and encodes 511 amino acids. The transcript is spliced from 4 exons. NCBI's taxonomy places the organism in Eukaryota, Metazoa, Arthropoda, Insecta, Lepidoptera, Tortricidae.
AAAUUUAAAACAAGAUAAAAUGAGGUGGAGUGAAUCAAUCACUCUAGAGUUCGUGAAAAUAUAUAUAAAACACGAAUGCCUGUGGAACCCCGCGCACACUGGUUAUAAAUUAAAAUAUCAACGAGAAGAAGCUUACAGCAGUAUUCAAUCAGAUUUCAAAGCGGCCACAGGUAAAUCACUGAGUAUUCCCGAGAUAAAAAUAAAGAUAAAGAAUUUAAGAACAACCUACUGUCAGCAAGUGCAGAAAAUACUGCAGAAGUCGAGUCCUGAUGCCAUAUACGAACCGUCUUUAGUUUGGUUUCAUGAGAUGGAUCAAUGUUUGAAAAACGUACCAACUAACAGACAUUCUACGUCUUAUAUCAAUACCCAUGAAAUUCCAGAGGUUGACUCUUCCUGCCAAUUGUGGGUUGACCAGGAUCUGCCAAAUGAGAAUACUGAAGACUCCAACCCAGACCCCCUUGUGCCACAUACUGAUGAUGAAUAUGACUCCAACCAACUCGAACACACAGAAAAUAUUAAAAAAGAAAGGCGCAUUUCGCCACCCUUUAAGAAAAUUAAAAAGAAAAAAAUCAAGCAUAGAGCUACAGAUUACUAUUCAGAAUCUGUUGACAGUACAAAUCAUCCAAAAGAGGAUGAAUUUGAUAUUUAUGGGAAAUUUAUAGCGUCACAAUUGAGGAAGAUGGAUGAGAGGAAUUCUUUGAAACUGAAACUGCAGAUUCACAGUCUCAUCAGUGAGGCUAGGAUGUCUGAUUUAUCAAGAAACAACUUUAUUUAUUUAAUAAACAUUGAAAAACAACAUCUAAUAAAAACAAACAUGAGAUGGAGUGAAAAAGAAACGUGUACUUUUGUCAAAUUGUACCUGGCGAAUGAAGCACUCUGGAAUCCUAGAGUUCCCGAGUACAAAUCCAAACCAGAACGGCACAAAGCUUAUACUAAAAUUAUAGCUGAAUUCAGAGCUUCUACGGGCAUGCCUUUGACGGAACCUGAAGUGAGAACCAAGAUUAAGAACUUAAGGUCCACGUACAUACAGGAGGUCAAUAAAAUACGUAAGCGAUCUAGCCCGGACUUUGUUUUCAAGCCUUCGAUCAAAUGGUUCUAUGCUUGGCAUAAACGGUUUAGCAAGACGCUUAGAAGAGAUCUGGACGUUAUGGACGAUGCAUUUUUUGAUCACGAAGAACAAAUUGAUGAAUCAUGUCAAAAAAUAUGGGUUAGUCCAGACGAAGUCAAUGAUAACUCCAAUUCUGACCCCUUCGAGUCCGAACAAGACAACUUCCUUCUAGUCCUCAAACCUGAGCCCGAAGACAUAAAGCAAGAAGCGACACAGAGCUCGUACAAAAUAAAGAAGAAAAGAUUUAAACAUCGCCACAGUACCGAUAACUCGGAUAGAUCAUAUAGGAAUAGCAUAGACAAUGAGGCCAAAGAAGAUGAAUUUGAUAUUUAUGGUAAAUUUAUAGCAUCACAGUUGAGGAAAAUGAAUUUGCAGAAAGCGCUACGGCUGCAACUGGAGAUUCAGAGUUUAGUGAGCGAGGCUAGGAUUUCAGAUAUGGAACAUUGA